Akanthomyces muscarius is the source of this 1089-nucleotide messenger RNA. RefSeq lists its product as uncharacterized. Lineage: Eukaryota; Fungi; Ascomycota; Sordariomycetes; Hypocreales; Cordycipitaceae. The transcript is spliced from 2 exons. Bases 1 to 1089 code for a protein of 362 amino acids. The record is from RefSeq and is a predicted model, not a curated record.
AUGGACCAGCUUUAUGAAUGGCGCAAACAAUUUCUCGGCGAUCGAGUGUCCGAUGACUUUCUCUCCGGCGCGGCCGCUGGCUGUCUGGCCACGAUUUUGCUGGUCCUUAUCGCGCGCGUCGUGUCAAUACUGCGCAACGAUGUCUACGACCUCUCUCACUGGAAGCUGAACAUUCGUGUGCCAAUUCAGCCCAUGUGGAUGAACAUGGGAUACUGGCGGACACCGCGCGGCGAGAAGAUACAGCAUCUUGACCAGGCUUGCGCCGCGCUGCUUCGGGAAGUCCUACGCGCCGCCGACCUGCUCACCGGCGACCCCGUCGCCGAGAAGGAGCUCCGGCACCGCCGCAGCAUUGCCAUUCUCGACGUGGGCUUCGGCUGCGGCGACCAGACCGUGGAGAUGGCGCGCACCCUCGACGCGCCCGCCUGGCAGAGCUUCCGCUACGUCGGGCUGACGCUGAACCAGGCGCAGCUGCAGCUCGCGUACCAGCGCGUCGAGCGCGAGAUUGCCAGCGCCAACCGUCACGGCGUCCGGCUGGGGCCCGAGUCGUUUCGCCUCUUUGGCGCCGACGCCGCGCGGCCCGAGUCGUGGGCGCGGCCGGUCCGGGCGCUCGUCGACGGCAUCGCGGACGAGGCGAACCAGGACCGCUGGCUGCUGGCCCUGGACUGCAUGUAUCACUUUGCGCCCUCGCGGAUGCCGCUGCUGCUCUAUGCGGCGCGCGAGCUCAAGGCCAACUUCAUGGCGUUUGAUCUCGUGCUCAACGACAAGGCCUUCUUCUCGGCCCGCAUGACGGCGAAGCUGGUGGGUCGGCUUGCGGGAUGUCCGCUCAAUGCGUUCAUGACAGAGGGGCAGUACACAGAGCAGCUUGUGGACGCAGGAUAUGACAAGGGUACGGUUAAGAUUCAGGAUGUAACGUCGGCCGUGUUCAGCGGGCUUGUGGCACACAUUGAGAGACAGCAACGUUCACUAAAGCCUUACGGAAUAUCCAUGGGGAGUAUGGGUGUGGCAAGGCGGAUGUUUAACUGGGCCGACAGCACUGGUGUCUUACGUGCCGUCAUAGUCGUGGCCCGUGUCAAACGCAAAACCGCAUAG